This is a messenger RNA of Camellia sinensis, 1920 nucleotides long. NCBI's taxonomy places the organism in Eukaryota, Viridiplantae, Streptophyta, Magnoliopsida, Ericales, Theaceae. The record is from RefSeq and is a predicted model, not a curated record.
AUGUGGACCAUAAAUGACUUCCCUGCGUACGGUAACAUGUCAGGGUGGAGUACAAAGGGUUACUUGGCUUGCCCUAAUUGUAACAAUAAUGCAUCGUCUCAGGGAUUACGAAGUAAAAUAGGGUAUAUGGGUGCUCGUCGCCACUUGCCUAAGAACCACACUUGGCGAACAAGUAAGCUCUUUAAUGAUCAAACGGAGCAUAGGUCCAAACCUUUGGAGUUAUCGGGGGACCAAAUACUAGAGCAAAUUGAUUCUGGGACUUACAAGCCGUAUGGAAAGCACCCACAAAAUCGAAAACGACAAAGGAAUGAACAUCAAAAUUUGAAUUGGAGCAAGAGAAGCAUUAUGUUUGACUUGCCCUAUUGGAAGACGUUGAAGCUUCGACACAACCUUGAUGUCAUGCAUAUUGAGAAGAACAUAUGUGACAAUGUCAUUGGGACACUUUUGAGCGUAGAUGAAAAGAACAAGGACACGGACAAAGCACGCUUAGAUUUGGAGGACAUGAAAAUACCAAAUAUCUCCAAUUGCGUAAACGCUCAAGCUGGAAAAUUAUCUGGCCUCAAAAGUCAUGACAGUCAUGUCCUUAUACAACGACUUCUUCCAAUUGGGAUGCGUGGCUACCUUAAUAAGGAAAUUGGAACAACACUUUUUGAGUUGGGAAAUUUCUUCAAACAAUUGUGUUCAAAGACAUUGAGGCGUUCAGAUUUGCAUAAAUUGGAUGAACAAAUCGUACUCAUACUUUGUAAGCUUGAGAUGCUUUUCCCACCAGCUUUUUUCGAUGUCAUGGUCCACUUGGCAAUUCACUUGCCUCGAGAGGCUAUGCUUGGAGGCCCAGUGCAAUAUCGAUGGAUGUACCCAAUUGAGAGGUUGCUUGGCCGUCUAAAAGGGUUUGUGGCCAACAAAGCUCAUCCUGAAGGUUCUAUUGCCGAGGCUUACAUUUCCAAAGAAUGUACAACAUUUUGUUCAAUGUAUUUGGAUGGAGUUGAAACAUUGUUUAACCACCCAGAAAGGAAUUAUGACAUGGGUGACCGUGGCCUAGGGUUGGCGGUAUUCACUCAAACUGGAGCACAAGAACUUGUUACACCAAAAGCCGGUGCGUUCGACAUCGAAAACAGACAUCGGAAAGAAUUUCCUAAAUGGUUCAAAGAUCAUAUGAAUGAAUUGCGGAGCCAACAUUCCCCCGAAGCAACUGAUGAUAUGUGGUCAUUAGCCAAUGGUCCUAGUGGCUUAGCGAACACAUAUUCAGGAUGUAUUUGUAAUGGUGUCCGUUAUCAUACUAUCGACCGUGACAACCGUCGAAAAAGUCAGAAUAGUGGAUUAGUCAUGGAAGGGGAGCAUGAAGGGCAAUUGAUACACUUCUAUGGACACUUGUGCAGAGUGUGGGAACUGAACUAUUUGUUCACACGUCGGAUUGUAUUGUUCCAAUGUGAAUGGUUUAACAGCGGUAGUAGUAGAACUAUGCGUGUAGAGCCACAUUUCACAACAGUUGAUGUAACAAGUCGAUGGUACAAAGAUGACUCAUUUGUAUUACCAAGUCAAGUUGAACAAGUAUUCUAUGUUAAUGACACCAAAUUAGGUACCAGUUGGAGAGUCGUUGAAAAGUUUCAACAUCGAGGAAUUUGGGAUGUGCCGGAGAUGGAUGUCGUACAACCUGAUGAUGUGUUCCAACAAGAAGAAACCACCGAGGUCGUACCUACUAUGGCUAUUGAUGAUGAUGUGGAUUUGCGUCGAGAUGAUAUUGAAUCUGAAAUUAUUCCCAUGGAAGUUUUGCAAUCUGUCAGAGGGGUAGAAGCCAAGGGUGUUACAGAUGAUGCCUUCAUCUGUGAUGAUGAAGAUGGAUUAAUGAGGGAGGGUGACGACACAGACGAAGAAUAUGACCUACAAAGUGAUUUUGAUACAGAUGUUGAUGUAGAAUCUUGA